This is a messenger RNA of Papaver somniferum (opium poppy), 989 nucleotides long. RefSeq names its product cucumber peeling cupredoxin-like. The transcript has 2 exons. Gene Ontology annotation, molecular function: electron transfer activity. Lineage: Eukaryota; Viridiplantae; Streptophyta; Magnoliopsida; Ranunculales; Papaveraceae. Gene Ontology annotation, cellular component: plasma membrane. Bases 109 to 813 code for a protein of 234 amino acids. The record is from RefSeq and is a predicted model, not a curated record.
CAUAACUCUAAAUCAAACUAAGCAUCUCAAUUUCACCUGCAAAAAAACUUGACAACAAUCAGGGACGAUCUGUGAACACAGUAGAAGAAAAACAUAAAUUUAUCAGCAAUGGCGAGUCGUAUGGUAUUGUUGAUUGUUGUUGCAGCAACUGUUUUCCAAUGUGCAACUGCACAAACCUCACAUGUAGUCGGAGAUAGUCUAGGAUGGAUCAUCCCUGCAUCUCCAUCUGUUUACUCCGAUUGGGCUUCUAAACAAACAUUCAAAGUUGGCGAUUCCCUUGUGUUCAAUUUCGCCGUCGGAUUGCACACCGCUUAUGAAGUAUCCAAAGCAGAUUACGAUAGUUGUAACGCGGCUGCUGCCCCAAUUGGUUCACUAUUAGCCUCCAGUCCAGCAACAAUCCGUCUUGCAACAGCCGGAAACCAUUACUACCUUUGCACACUUGGUGGUCACUGUUCAGCUGGUCAGAAAUUGUCUAUCACUGUUGCCUCCGGUAGCGCCGCCGCCGCUCCAACUCCAGUUGCCGGAGAUACUCCUGCAGCAUCUCCUACUCCAGUUGCCUCUCCUGUCCCUUCACCAUCAACUAGUCCUGUUUCUGCUCCUGCAAUGAGUCCUGACAUGUCACCAUCACUCUCAAUUGCCGUGACACCAACAACCAGCCCAGCCCCAGCAUCAACCAGUACCGGCGGUCCCGGUGUCCUUGCUGAUUCACCAGCAGGCUCUGCCCCAGCAGCUGCUCCUCCUUCUAACUCUGCAAUCUCCGUUGCUGUUAGUGGUUUCUCAUUAGUUGCUUUGUUGUCUGCUUUUUUCAUGUAGAGACGGACAUUUUUCAAUUACUACUGGUGGGUUUUGUUUAUGCGUAAUUACAUAUUGUUGGUGGUUGAAGUGCUGAUUUUCAUCAGACUUGAGAGAUAUUAAUUACGAGCACAUGUAUUAUGAAUGUCAUUAUUGUUAAAUUAAUGUGAUUCAUUUGAAAUAGAUAUUGGGUUCUC